UUGGUGAGUGAUUGAAACAGCAGCCAAUAGAGAGACUGGGCUGCCGAAGCCCGGUAAUGCUAUAGGCGGGACUAACGGAAUUUUUCCCAAUCUGUCAAAAUGGCUACACUUGCCCAUAUGUUGUUACAAUAUUACGCAUUCUGAUAUAACUGUGACCCACAUUGAACAUAUCCGUCGUCCAUCUGAGCAGUUUCGCUCGGCGACUUUCAGGAAUAUUUGGCAGAAAAUGCACUUGCGCAUGGAGAAGAAGUGGGUAACAGUGGGAGACACAUCCCUACGAAUAUUCAAGUGGGUGCCUGUGACAGACACUAAACAGAUAUACCGGAGCAAAUCCAUAACUGGAGAGGUUCGAGGUCUAAAAGAUGUGGUGUUGGAAAACUCCAGCUCUACCUUGGAUUUCCAAGAUGAAUGCAGCAACCAGAGUUUCCUGUCUGAUAUCUACCAGCCCAAAAUGGACAGCAGCAGCUCCAGCUCCCAGCAUGCCAGUGAGGCAGUCAGUCCUCUUCCCCACACCACAACCCUCCGCACGACCGAAGACGCUCAACCACCCAUGCUGGGCCAGGAGAGUGUGGACGAACCAUCCCAGCCAGCACAUGAAGUUGCUGAUGAGCCUCCAACAUUGAUCAAAGAGGACCUGGUUUUGCCCCUUGGUGUCCGAGUAAAAACUCCAUGCACAGAGGAAGAAGAGGGAUCAGGAGCCCCUCCACUGAAGAAAGUUUGCACUGAAAAAAAGGCUGUACUGAGAUAACUAGUUGAUUGGAUGGACAUGCAUGUAACCCAUGCACUAGCUUUAUUGAAGGCUUCAAAUUGGACAUACGAAUAACUGACAAAAUAAUAGAAUCACUUGAGUAAAUGAGGGAUACAAAGUAUAUUGAAAGCAGGUGCUUCCAUACAGGUGUGGUUCCUGAGUUAAUUAAGCAAUUAACAUCCCAUCAUGCUUAGGGUCAUGUAUAAAAAUGCUGGGGCAGGCCAUUACUUUGGCUACCAUAGUACUGUAUGACAACACCAAAUGAUGCAAUUUCUUGUGGCAGAAUGGAGUCGCCGCCCUCCGAUAGAGUUCCAGACACUUGUAGAAUCUAUGCCAAGGUGCAUUGAAGCAGUUCUGGCUCGUGGUGGCACAACGCCCUAUUAAGACACUUUAUGUUGGUGUUUACUUCAUUUUGGCAGUUAUUUGUAGAUAGAUUAUUAUAAAAUAUGCAUUUCUGUUAAUCAAGUUAUUACAAAUGGAAUACAUUUAAAAAGAACGUUGAGUUAAGUUAAUGUUUUAAUACAGUUUUAAGUUGUUUUUUAAAAAUACAAUUUUACUUUCUCAGCUUUGAAAAGGAAUCUUAAGCCGUUUAAUGCGUUACACUGUACAUAAAGUCGUGCUCACAGAAAGUGCCUAUCGCUCUGAAAUAUACACUAUUUAUUUUCUGUCACGCAAGUGACUCAUAUAUUAUGCUAUUUGUAUAAAUUGCACAGAUAUAAAUAAUUAUGGCCCCUAUUCAAUCAAAUCAGUUUGUUAAUCCUAAGGGAUGAAGUGGAGCACAUCUUAAUUCAUGUUCGGUUGAGUUUCUUUUGUUUCACACUGUUAGCGCUGUUUUGUUAAAUACAUUUAUCCAAGCAGCACAGGAAGUAUGAGGGGAAACUUAUUCCUGUCACUGGAUUUGAUUGAAUAUGGGCUGAAAUUUUUUAAAUCAUUUUUUUACGUUUGUACUUUGCUUUGCAAAUAAGAUUAGAAAACUGUUUGUCAUGUCUAUCCUUUUUGAUAUACUGUAUCUUGCUUGUUCCAUUUUCAUAGAGCAUUGAAAGUGAAUGGUGAACGACGUUGAAAGGUAGUUCAAGACCUUGGUGUAAAUACACUUGUAUUGCAAUUCAGAGAAUGUUUCUUAUGGUCAGGUGGGUCAUGCUCUCAAGUGCUUAUUUUUGUGCUGCAAAAGUGAUGCACAUGCUGGAAUAUACACUGCUCCAUAGUAAAAUAUGGUUGUAGAUAUUGUGUUUUCUGUUUGCAGUGUUUUGCAUCUUUUGACUCCCAUACUCUCAAAUAAUUGGCCAAAAUAUUUUUCACCAUAUAGGAUGACCACUUGACCUGGUUGCAUUUUAUCAACACUGUUUCAUGGAAAUUAUUGGAUUGCAAAUCCAUGGCCUGGGCUGUGGCUGACCAUAAAUCUCCAGACUUAGCACUGUGGGUUUUUAUCAAGUCCAUGAAAUAAACUCCUGACACCUGAUAGAGAUGAUAUAAUUAUUCUUGGUUGAAUGUUAAAAUCCAUGGGAAGUAAGUAACUCCUACCACUGUAGGACAUUUCAUUUCAGUAUAAAUUCUUGUGAAAAUGUGAUUUUAGUGUUUUCAUUAUUUGUAAAGAAUACUAUUUUCCUGUCAUACUAAACAUUUUCAUGAGAAAUACUCCAUUGCUUGUUAUUGAAUGUAAGGGAUAGUUCACUCAAAAUAAAACAAAGUGGAUUA
This is a messenger RNA of Oncorhynchus mykiss (rainbow trout), 2443 nucleotides long. Its product is annotated as B-cell CLL/lymphoma 7 protein family member B-B. The record is from RefSeq and is a predicted model, not a curated record. NCBI's taxonomy places the organism in Eukaryota, Metazoa, Chordata, Actinopteri, Salmoniformes, Salmonidae.